Messenger RNA from Pistacia vera, 676 nucleotides. RefSeq names its product MLP-like protein 28. The transcript has 2 exons. Lineage: Eukaryota; Viridiplantae; Streptophyta; Magnoliopsida; Sapindales; Anacardiaceae. Gene Ontology annotation, biological process: defense response. Bases 23 to 505 code for a protein of 160 amino acids. The record is from RefSeq and is a predicted model, not a curated record.
GGUAGAAACAAAAUAAAAUAAAAUGUCUCUCUGUGGAAAGAUGGAAGCUGAAAUUGAAAUGAAGGCUCCUGCUGAUAAAGUCUUUGAAUUCUACACUUGCUUAGCUUACCAAAUGUCAAAAUCCAGCCCUGAAAUGCUUCAGAGUGUUGAUUUGCAGAAAGGUCAAUGGGGCAAAAAGGGCUCCAUUCUCUGCUGGAACUAUUUAAUUGAUGGAAAAGUUGAAAAGAUUAAGAUGAUAACUGAAGAAAUCGAUUACAGAAACAAGUCAGCGACUUACAAAACGAUAGAAGGAGAUCUCCUUGAAUUCUACAAGAGCUUCAGUUUCAUUCUUCAAGUUACUCCAAGGGAAGAAGGCAGCCUGGUGCAUUGGAGUUUCGAAUAUGAGAAGCUGAAUGCCAAUAUUCCAAAUCCGGAAACAACUCUGCCGGCUGUCGUCCAUGCCUGCAAAGAUAUUGAUGCUCAUCUUACGCAGGCAAAGACUCAGAGUUCUCCUCAACUUCAGUGAAACUAAUGAGAAUCUGCAUAAUAGAUUUAUGCAUGUUUGCUCAUUGGAGUUGUCUGUAUAAGACAUGAAUAAAAAGAUCGCGUUGUUUCAGUUUUAGGCCAAUUUCGGAUUUGAUGUAACUUUGUAAACCUUUUUUUUUUCACUCAUGACUCUAUUUAAAAAAAUAAUAUA